Mercurialis annua (annual mercury) is the source of this 1901-nucleotide messenger RNA. Its product is annotated as F-box protein CPR1-like. Lineage: Eukaryota; Viridiplantae; Streptophyta; Magnoliopsida; Malpighiales; Euphorbiaceae. The transcript has 3 exons. The coding region runs from base 283 to 1470 and encodes 395 amino acids. The record is from RefSeq and is a predicted model, not a curated record. Gene Ontology annotation, molecular function: protein binding.
UACAUGUGGAUGCCACAUAAGCCUUUACAGUAGUGUAGUCAUUUCAUUUUGGCUAAAAAUUAGGUCUGUCAAUUUACAAGUUGAUCGUCGUUCUUUGUCUCCGGCGCACCUGUCCCAAAAUGUAGGUCUUUGAAGUUGGUUCUGAAUCAUGAGAAUCUUUGCGAAAUAGAAAGUAGGUAAAUUCAAAUUUCUGGAAUUUCAAAUCGAAGAUUAUCUUCUAUUGCUGCUCCAUGUGAAGCGUUGGGUUGGAACGAAGCUGAUCAUUUAGGAACAUACACGAAAAUGUCGGAACCAAUCCCACCGGAACUGGUAACCGAAAUACUGAUCCGGUCACAAGUAGACACGCUACUACGCUGCAGGUCAGUCUCAAAACAAUGGCGUAGCAUAAUUGACGAUCCAGAUUUCAUCAGUCAACACAUGAACCAUUCCACUAAAACUAACACUAACAAAUCCCUUUUCUUCAAAGGAGUAACUAACGGCGACUUAUUUCAUCUGGACUUGGAUAGUCUACAUCGCAGUGGGUCCAUCCAAUUCCGUGACCAGCCGAAGGAACUGUGCAACACAUACGAGUUAGUAGUGGGGUCAUGCAAUGGUUUACUCUGUAGCACAAGUCUGAGAACCGGUGUUUUUUCGAUACAGAAUCCUUCCACUAGAAAACACUACUCUUUUCCAAGCUUUUUGCCGUCUAAUUGCAUUAGUAAAGAAGGGCAUGGAUUUGGGUAUGAUAGUGUCACCGGUGAUUACAAGGUUGCUGCGAUUGUGAUAGUUGAGCUAUUGGGUAUAAUCCAAGCUCAGAUUUUUAUCGGUAAUGUAAGAACAAAAGCAUGUACUGUUACUCAAUUGCCUUACAUGGUUAGCAUACGGAGGGAUUAUAUGGGUGUUCUUGUUAAUGGAACUCUGCAUUGGCUUGUGGAUACAUUCUAUGAUGAUGGUCGUAGCGCGAGACAUGUAAUUAUGGGUUUGGAUCUUGAAACUGAAGAAUUUCAAGAAGUAUCGCAUCCUGGGAGAAAUGAGAGUUUUGAUAUUGAUAUGUAUAUUGGGGUUUUAGGAACAUGGUUAUGCGUGUUUGUGGAUCAUUCUAAAGCUGGAAUUGAUGUCUGGGUUAUGAAAGAAUACAGGGUUCAAGAAUCUUGGACUAAGCUUUUUAUGAUCCCUUUUGAUGUUUUGAGCUCUAAUUCUUGCCAAAUUGCUUCUCUCGGUUUCUCGAAGACGGGUUCAGAAAUUCUGUUGGAAGUGGAUUGUAGCAGGCUUGUUUGGUAUGAGAUUGAAGGAAAAAAGGCGGUAGAUAUUACCGUUCAAGGAUUAAAAAAUACCCCAUUUAUGACCGUUCUUUGCUUGAGAAGUCUUGUUCCACUAGAUGCAAGUGUUGUAGGAUUUGAUGUUGAUAAGCUCAAACAAUCACAGAAUUCAAAACAACAAAAGAAGAAAAAGGAUGAUUUCUUGUCCAUGGGAUUCAAGCUCAAACUGUAGUAAAAAAAGAACUGAAAAUAGUAUCAAGGAUGUUCAACAGGUAAAUGUAGGAGUUUUUGGAACUAACUCAUUAAUUUGCAAUGAUUUGCUCAUUAAGUUAGAUAUGAUAUGCCAAUCAUUUUCUGUGCAGUUAGUUAGAUCGGUUUGGCCAAUACUUAUGGUUUAGAUAGUUGUAUAUAAUGAUGAUGAAGAUAUUAUAGAUGUCCAACCGGUAAAUGUAGAAUUUUCCGGGACAAACUCUGUUUUGCCAUUAAUUUGCAAUGGUUUGCUCUUUAAGUUAGAUAUGAUAUGCUAAUCAUUUGCUGUGCAGUUAGUUAGAUCGGUUUGGCCAAUACUUAUGGUUUAGAUAGUCUUAUAUAUAUUGUGGAUUUGCAAUGGAAUUGUUUUUUUUCCCGAUUUAUAUCACUUUCAUAUUUCAAUCUGCUUUUUAA